AUGACUCCAGCAGCAGCAAAACUCCUGUUAUCAGCAUCGCUGAAGGUUGUCCGGCUACGGGUGUUUCUGACGAGCAGACCUGAGGUUCCGAUUCGGUACGGCUUCAAUCAAAUACAUGAAGAUGAACACCAAGACUUUGUACUCAAUAGUAUAUCAUCUUCAAUCGUAGAUCGAGACAUCUCUAUUUUCCUAAGGGAAAAACUCGGACUUAUCCGACGGAAAUAUCAGUUCCAGGCUGACUGGCCGGAGGAGAGUGCAAUUACAUCUCUAGUCCGGAGCUCCGAUGGUCUAUUCAUUUGGGCUGCAACAGCCUGUCGAUUCAUCGAACAAGGCGGCCAGCUUGCGCAGGGCCGUUUAUCGCUUCUCUUACACGAAGCCAACGGUACGAUUGAACCAGCACACAAGCUUGAAGAGAUAUACACCACCGUUCUCACCAACUCUAUCCGAGGAGAAUACGACAAAGAAGAAACUCUACGGUUGCGCGAGCUAUUCCGUCAGGUUGUGGGACCAAUUAUUAUUUCUCCAGAGUCUCUAUCCGUGUUAGACCUUGCCGAGAUACUUGGAAAAGAUGUCGAGGCUUUGAAUCGGACCUUAUCCAACUUGCAUUCUGUCCUUUAUGUGCCAGAGGCCAAGUCACUUACCGUUCGUUUGCUCCACCCAUCGUUCCGCGACUUUCUACUUGACCAGAAGAGAUGCUUGAAUCCUCAAUUUUACAUCGAUGAGAAAUUGGUCCAUCGCGAGAUGUAUAUAAACUGUCUUCGAGUAAUUUCAACCCACUUACGGCGCGACAUUUGCAAUCUACAACAUCCAGGAGCCGACAUAUCUAAGCUGAGCAGAAGCGAAGUAGAUAGACAGAUUCAGCCUCAUAUCCAGUACGCAUGUCGGUUCUGGGUCUACCACUAUGAACGAAGCGACGUAGACAUUGAUGGCUAUGACAAUGUUGAAAAGUUCCUCCGAACUCACUUCCUUCAUUGGCUUGAAGCGCUGGCACUGUUAGGCCGUGCCUCUGAUGCGGUAGUUAUGGUUCAUAUGCUGGAUUCGGGAUUAUUGCUGACUUGCAAGAACAAGCGAGAGGAGCCACUUCAGAAGCUAACAAGGCUUGGUGCCAAACUCAAAUCGAUAUUCGCAUUUAAGAUUACACCUGAGAUUCUUUUAGAAACUUCCAAGGAAGCAGCACGGUUAAGUUUGCAUGCGCUAAUACAUGAUGCGGUACGCUUUAUUCUUACUUUUCGACCGGUCCUAGAGAUAGCACCGCUACAAAUCUACUCCGCCGGUCUAAUAUUUAGUCCAAAUGCCAGUAUUAUCAGGAAGAACUUUUCGGAUAAUAUACCACAUUGGGUCUCAUGCGUGUCCGGGUUGUCAGAAAAUCGGAGCCCGCACUUGCAGACGCUCAAGGGCCAUUUAGCCGGGGUUAAAGCCGUAGCCUUCUCCCCGGACAGCAAGAUACUAGCGUCAGCAUCGGCUGAUAAGACGGUCAAGCUGUGGGACGCCGGGUUAGCGAAGUCGCAGCUGCAACAGACACUUAAGGGCCAUUGGGGCAGG
This is a messenger RNA of Lachnellula hyalina, 1542 nucleotides long. Its product is annotated as Vegetative incompatibility protein HET-E-1. NCBI's taxonomy places the organism in Eukaryota, Fungi, Ascomycota, Leotiomycetes, Helotiales, Lachnaceae. The annotation marks the transcript as partial. Gene Ontology annotation, molecular function: protein binding. The record is from RefSeq and is a predicted model, not a curated record. The transcript is spliced from 3 exons.